Molecule: messenger RNA, 888 nt
Organism: Alternaria rosae
Lineage: Eukaryota; Fungi; Ascomycota; Dothideomycetes; Pleosporales; Pleosporaceae
Exons: 3
Coding region: 88-444 (118 amino acids)
Source: RefSeq, a predicted model, not a curated record
CCGAAAUAAACCCGCAACUUCCACCCUCUACUUAGUCUCGACGAUCUCUCGAUUUAUGGGAACCAUCAACACAAUAGGAUUUUCAAAAUGCAGCUUUUCAUCCCCGUCAUCGCUCUCUUGAGCACGCUCGUCGCUGCCGUACCGACCGCUGCAGCGGACGGUCGCGGAGCCACCAUCUUCACCAGCAAACUCUUCAAUGGCCGCUCCACAGCCAUACCCGCCAACGACUUCUGCACCGACAUGGACAACAUCUUCGGCAACUUCGAUGGCAAGAUUCGCAGCGUCACAGUCGAGAAGGGCUACCACUGCAAGUUCUACACUGCGCACGACUGUCCUUCCAACGGCGAGAAGAUGGAAUGUGGCAGCAAGGACCAGGCUUCCACGCUUGGAGAUCUGGGCGCGUUCGAUUACAAGAUUCACAGCGCGUACUGCACGAAGAUAUAGAUGGAGGCUUGUUGCGCGAAUUGGAAAUGCUAGGGUUUUUUGAGCUUGUGCGGCUUGCGCACCUUGGAUGUGCUUCGGUGCUUUGAGGGCAAGACGGGUGUAGUUUGUUCGCUGUAAGCGCUACAGCGGUACUUUGCGACUCGGUCUAUCUUUUUUACGAAGACUGAGUUUUCGGGUCAGCGCGGAUAGAUUGUUAUACGACAGAGGUACACAACUAUAAUACUUCCAUUCUUACACAUAUGUGUGUUCCUAAUGCGUGACAUGGUAAUUAUUUGCUGGAUCGCGUAACGUGUGCAAGUAACAAUAAGAGGCCCCCCAGGUAUCGCUGAGUGGGCGUGCGUCAUAGCUGUGGGAUCUGAUAUGCCAGGUAUUGCGAUCAUCGAUCGCGGCGAAGGAUGAAAUUGCAAUUGUGACGGGAUAAAUGUUCGCUGCAUUAUUGACAAG